AUGUCCUUAUUCAACCUCUUUGUUAACGAUCAGAAUAACCACUGCAACCUUUGUUUCGAGGGAAAGUUAUUGAGGAGUAAAGAACAGAAGAAAGCGGAGAGGGCGGCUGCAAGUGAAGUUGGUCUUCAAAAUCUUAAGUCAGACGAACAUAUUGUUAUUACAAAACCUGAUAAAGGAAAGGGCAUUGUCUUAUUGAAUAGAACUGACUACAUUGACAAACUCUCUACUUCACUUUCUGACUCGUCUAAAUUCCAACUGUUAAAUGUCAACCUUGCCACCCACUUGUUAAAGCUAGAGGACAAGCUAAACAGAAUUAUACGACCCUUAAAAACAAUCCUUGAUGAAACCAUAUAUCACUCUAUCUUUUCCGCUGGUUCUCGUGCUGGUUUUAUGUAUGGUCUCCCAAAAGUACACAAACCAGGUUUACCCCUUAGACCAAUUAUUUCAUCUAUUGGCACCUUCAGUUAUAACCUGGCAAAAUUUCUUGUACAAAACAUUCAACCUUUAAUAUAUAACGAAUACACGAUUUCCAACUCAUCGAAUUUCGUAAAUGAAAUCAGUCAUUUAAGAUUCGAUGACACCAUAACCAUGGCUAGUUUUGACGUCGAGUCUUUGUUCACGAAUGUACCUCUAGCUGAGACCACACAAAUCAUCACUGAUAAUACUACAGCAGAAUGCCUUUCACAUUUUGGUUUAGAAAAGAAACAAUUACUUUCUCUUCUAAAUGUUGUCACAAAAGAUUCAGUUUUUACUUUUGAUAACCGCCUGUACACUCAGAUUGAUGGUGUUGCUAUGGUUUCUCCCAUUGGCCCUAGUUACGCUAAUGCUUUUCUAUGUUAUCAUGAAAGGAAAUGGCUACAAGACUGCCCUCUAGAAUUUAAACCCUUGUUUUACAAAAGAUACAUAGACGAUACUUUUCUAGUGUUCAAACACCCAUCACACGUCCCUGUUUGA
Messenger RNA from Penaeus monodon (black tiger shrimp), 954 nucleotides. RefSeq lists its product as uncharacterized. Bases 1 to 954 code for a protein of 317 amino acids. Lineage: Eukaryota; Metazoa; Arthropoda; Malacostraca; Decapoda; Penaeidae. The transcript is spliced from 4 exons. The record is from RefSeq and is a predicted model, not a curated record.